This is a messenger RNA of Hordeum vulgare subsp. vulgare (domesticated barley), 1733 nucleotides long. RefSeq lists its product as uncharacterized. Lineage: Eukaryota; Viridiplantae; Streptophyta; Magnoliopsida; Poales; Poaceae. The record is from RefSeq and is a predicted model, not a curated record. The transcript has 10 exons. Bases 98 to 1576 code for a protein of 492 amino acids.
UCGGAUAGAAAAUGAGAGGCGGGCCAGAAAGUGCACCUUGCACUCAAAUCCAUCCUGCUGACUUCUCAGCUCGGUCACCUCCGUUCCAUGGUGUACCAUGCUGAUGGUGGCCGCCGCCGCUGCAGCAGCGCCAGACCAGCCCUUCUUCUCCCAGCCCCGCCGCCCCCCACAGCCCGCUAGCCUCUUCUCCCUAAGGAAACCCGGCGGCUCGGCCCUCCCGCCUCACUCCUCGCGCUGUCGCUGCCACUGCCCCUCCUGGAGCAACAGCGCGCACGCGCGCCGGAGCAGCCAUUGCCGUGCCGGUGCGACGCCGGACCACCCGGGCGAGCCGCCGCCGCCGUCGGGCAGGGGCGGCCGUUACCAUCCCUGGGAGGAUAUCGCCGAGACGCUUCAGCUCGACGACGGCGAGCCCGCGCGCCUCACCGACGCCGAAUCCGCCCGGACAAUCGUGGAGGUCAACAACAAUGCAACGGUGAUGAUCUCCACGCUCAUCGAUGACGGCGUGCACGAGAGGAUCAUCCUGCCCGAGUUCCCCUACUUGACCGACGAGAAUGGAGAUAUUUACUUCGAGGUCGACAACGACGACGCGGUCAUGGAAAACAUUAUGGGAGACGACAAGAUUGCGCAUGUUAUCAUUGGACUCGAUAACACAGAUGUCUUUGCUGACUUGGAUCUAGCGGCAGCGUCAUCAACUUCAUUUGCACAAGAAGAAGAAGAAGAAGAAGAAGAGGAGGAAGAAGACGAUGAUUCUGGCGAUUCUGAUGAUGAAUAUGAGGAGGAGGGCAUAUAUGCUGUUGAUGAAGAAGAUGGGGAUGAUGAUGAUGAAGAUGAUGAUGCACCUAACUGGUCCAACCUUGAAACUGUAAAUUCUUGUCAUCCACUAUACUUUGCGAGGAUGAUUGUGGAGAAUGCGAGCAAAUCAAGUAUAGAUUGGUUGGACCGACCACCUGCAAGCCUUGUUGUUGAGGGUCAGCUGAGACCUGCGUUUGCUGAAGAGAGCACCAUGGUUUCCAGGCAUUUAUUAAAUGGUUGUUGCAACGAACCUGUAAAUGAACCUUCCAUUCAUCACAUAUUUGCUUUCCUGAAACAUAGGACUAAUCUUACAGCUCCCGGAAUUUCGGCAGGUGAUGAACCACUGAAAGACGACAAAAAGGGAAGUGGGGCUACAUUUUUCAAGGUUGAAGUUCUCAGCAUUGAGCUGAUCACUGCAUAUGGUACAGAGCCCAAGGUAAAGAUAGAAGAAUACCGGAAAUCUAGACCGGACAUCAUCGCGCACUCUGCACCGAACAUAAUAUCGCGCUUGAGAGCCGGUGGAGACAAGAUAACACAAGCUCUGAAAUCACUCUGUUGGAGGUGCAAGGCCAUCCAAGUAGAGGAAGCAGCAAUUAUCGGCGUGGACUGCCUUGGGUUCGACUUGAGAUUGUGCUCAGGAACACAAGUGCAGACACUGAGAUUUGCUUUCCCUACAAAGGCUAGUUCGGAGUUCAGCGCAGAGAAGCAGAUACACGAGCUUCUGUUUCCUAGGAGGAUACAUCAAGAAGGGGAGUCACCACAGGCUCAACCCAAAGAGUACUGAUGUAAACAGAGAUGCGAUAUUUUCUUCUUUUUGUAGGAAAUUUAAUCCAGCAACACAAAUAGCAGUAGCCAUCUUAAUCAAGUUUUUUCGAAUUCACAUUGUGAUUCUGAUCUUUGAGCGUGUGCAUAAACAAAAUAAACCAGAGCACUCUGACCAA